AUGUCGGACAUGCUGGUCAAAUGUUACUUUAACAGAGAAGCUUGCUCAGAGGACAACUUCACCCACACGGAUACAGUAAGCUAUGGUAGGUUCUAUACCUUCCGCAUCGAGGACUCUCUUCUUCGGCAUGUAACCAGACCUGGCCCCAAAAAUGGCUUGAUAUUGGAGCUCAACAUUGAACAAUACGAAUAUCUCCCUACCACUUCUCUAGCUGGGGUGAACGUCAUAAUACAUCCAUCCAACGAAAUCCCAUUUCCGGAAGAUGGUGGGAUUCUAGCACAGCCAGGUGCCGUGACCAGGAUUGGGAUUAAACAGGAAUUAACACAACGGUUGCCCUCACCUUACAGCAACUGUAUUGGCGCAAAUGGACAAAGCAGCUCCCAGCGUAGUUUCUACAAAAAUACGAAGUAUAUGCAAAAUGCUUGCAUGAAAUCCUGCUAUCAGAUGACAAUUUUUGAGAAGUGUGGAUGUUGUGACGUAGGCAUGCCCUGUGAUUAUUAUGACAUUUUUAAUGUGGAUAGGAACGCCACAGAAACAAAUCACAGUCUGAAAAUGUGUGUUUUUUGGGAUGAUUUUUAUUGCCAAAGUGGUGUCGAAAGUCUCUUCCUAAAAAGGGAACUGGACUGCAAUGAACGCUGCCCCCCUGCGUGCGAUCGUACCAUUUUUGAUGUGGUCGUCUCGACUGCUCUAUGGCCUCCAGACUCCAAAAUGCAAGAUUUCUUGGACAAUGUAGAGAAUACAUACGUAAAAAACAUGCAUUUUGAAGACAAUGCUGCAUUUGAACGGUUUAUCCACUCCAACUUUUUGAGGAUUGAAAUCUUUUUGGAAAGUUUGGAGUUCACAGAGUUUACCGCGCAGGCUAAAUACGACUGGAACUUGCUGUUAGGUACUAUUGGUGGGCUGCUGGGGCUGUGGUUGGGGUUCUCUUUGUUAACUACCAUGGAAAUCUUCGAAGUGCUGAUUGAGACGGUCCUGUAUUGCGUGCGCAGAAAGUAA
This is a messenger RNA of Candidula unifasciata, 996 nucleotides long. NCBI's taxonomy places the organism in Eukaryota, Metazoa, Mollusca, Gastropoda, Stylommatophora, Geomitridae. The record is from the annotation of a GenBank genome assembly.